AUGAUCGCCCGGGUGAAACCAAAGCAGAAGAGAUUGGAGCUGACCCUGGCUGUGAACACAGAGAGUCCAAAUUAUGACCAGAGUAAAGGAGAGCAGAUUGCCAUCAAUGUUGAUGGUCUUGAUGCACCUCCGUCAACAGCUUUGUAUCCUAGAGGAUACAUGGACAAGCGGGUGCUGGACUCAAAGUUGGCAGUGCAGAAUGCAGACCGCUAUGCCAUUGGUGUAAUGGCAGGUGGGGUCCUGCAUAUUUCCCCUUUGGCUGCCAUCCUGCACAUGCGCCCAUCUUUUGAUUAUUUAAAUGUGGGUGAUGAGCGAAGGAGGAAGAAGGAAGCACAAGAAGAGGACAGUGCUGAAGGUGAAGAAGAAGGGGAAGCAGAGAUGGUGACUGUGAAGUUUGCAUCAGAUCGCAGGCGGAUCCGGGAUAAGACAAGGAGAUACCAUGCUCAGCAGACCCAGGCUGCUGAGGAGCCCUGGGUAUCUCUCAACACCAACUCCAUCUCAUCGCAAUCCUCAGAGUUGACACGGAUGCACCUAGUGAGUGGAACUAAGGAGGAUUGGAUAGGAGAGUUGUCCUUGCCACUGAUGGAAUAUUUGAAGCACUUGACACCAAGUGAGGGAAGUGAAGAGUCUCCUGUGGACAAUGCAGCACAUGGGAGAAGCCUUGAAAACCUGCCACGGAAGCUUCUCCAGAUGCUCCCUAUUUCAAAUCGUGUUGAGGCACUCAUGCGGAAUGCAAAGCUGCUUCCUUUCAAAGGAGUGCUAUCUCUGGUUGGGACUGGAGAGGUGAUAUCAACAUUGAAGGCCCUGCAGGGAUGCAGUGUCUUGGUGCAGGGAAACUGGGUUCUGCGCUCUGAUAUCCUUUACCCCAAGGACACCAUCUCUGCCAAGUCAGGGAUCCCCAGUGAUCUCAUGUGUCGUGCCAGGGAUUACCUUCUUUAUCGUUACACAACAACCAGACAUGUGGAGAGAAAACAGUUGGCACAUGUGACCCGCCUUCCCAACGAAGAGCUGGAAGAUAUCUUUCGGGGAGUUGCAGAACCUCAAGGAAGUGCUGGCUGGGAAUUCCAACUCCCAUUUGAUGCUGAGUUCAUUUCCAAGUACCCAGAUGUGGUGCAGAGGCAGAGCAUGCUGUGGGAAGCAAGGUCCCAGCAGCUUUUGAGGUCUUUCCAGGAGGGACAAAGGGUCUCUAAUAUCCCAGGAAGUCCAAAAAAGGGAACAGAACGCCGACAUCGACGUUUGUCGCGCCGUGAGUCGGGCAGCGAGUCAGAUGAUCCAUCUGUGCGUCAUCCCAGCAGCAGUGGUGCCAAAAAGUUCCCAUGAGUUUCAUCAUUCAAGAUAAUGCCCCCUUUCCCUUGUGUCCUAUUGCCCCCAUGUUUCAUUGAUGCUUCUAAAAGUGUCAUGUGAUAUGUAUUCAUGCGGGAAUGAAAAGAACUCUAUCAUUGCUCUUCCUCGACUCAUAUCUGUGGGUUCUAGAGCCCAGGUUGAAAUAAAACAAAAUAGUUUUGAA
Darwinula stevensoni is the source of this 1507-nucleotide messenger RNA. NCBI's taxonomy places the organism in Eukaryota, Metazoa, Arthropoda, Ostracoda, Podocopida, Darwinulidae. The record is from the annotation of a GenBank genome assembly.